GUAACUGCCAGAGCGACAUUCCUCUCAUUACAUUAUCAUGACUGGUAGAGGGAGACCACACAAGGCAAAGGGCCCAGACACAAAGUGUGUCAAGGUUAAAACUAGAGGGCUCGAGGAAUUGAAACCAGUAUUUCUGCCCAAAAGUCCAGAGAAUGGCUUUGCAGAAGAGAAGCAGAAACGCACCAUAAAGGAACAGAAACCAAAGGCGCAGAGAAAGGCAGUCCACUUUGAGGAGAAACCAUGUGUACAGAGCAGCUGUGAAGACAAGACCACAAAACCAUUCACAGAGAAGACCAACAAGCAGCAAAGUACACCUACAGAAGUAACAAAUGCUCCUGUACAAGGCACAAAAGCCUGUGCUUACAGGGCUGAAACAACAGAUGUAUCUGCAGAAAAGGUAACGAAGACGCCAAAGGACACUACAAAGGACUCUCUGAAGCCCAUAAAAGUACAAAAAUGUGGUGGGAAAGCCAAAUCACCAGAAGCAAAUUCAGAGGGGCUGAUGAAGGUGGUGCAGCCAGAGGCACCAAAGGACACCAUGGAGACUUCUAUAAAGACAACCAAAGCAAAAAAAUGCGCUGGCAAAGCCAAAUCACCAGGAAAAAUCAAAGAGACAACCACGAAGAUGCAGCCAGAGACACCAAAGCCCACCACAAAGGCUUGUGUACCACAAGAAAAGUGUGAAGACAAAGUAAACUCUAUCCUCAACAAAACUCUUGAAAAUCUGAAAAUUAAAAGGGACGAUAGAUCAGAUGCAGCAGAAGUCAUAAAUACAAUAGUGAAAACUAUAAGUAUGCAUUUGAAACAGAACACCCAAUGCUUUAAAGAAGUAGAAGAACUGCGUACUGGAAGUUACUAUGAAAAUCUAAAGAUUUCUAAUCCUGAUGAAUUCGACAUCAUGCUGGCCAUCCCUGUUGACCGAGUGAAUGUUAAUCCAUUCGGAGAUGAUGGCGCCUAUUACAGUGUGGAAUUAAAACGUGGCAAGAGCCCUUUGCAGAAAUUUCAAAAGACCAACACUUUAUCCGCCAGUGAAAUGCUCAAGGAGUUCAGGGAAGAAGUGAAGAAAUGUGUCAAGCAAUUCCCAGAAUGGGAGGUGACAAGGAAGAAAAAAGGUUGCCCUGCAGUGACGCUAAUUACAACAGUACAGUCAACCACCAUUUCACUGGAUGUUGUUCUCAGUAUCAUGGUUAAAUCAAGCUGGCCACCUUUCACCAAGGAAGGCAUUCAAAUAGAUGGCUGGCUGGGAACUAAAGUAAAGAAGGAAUACAAGCAAAAGCCAUAUUAUCUAGUACCAAAAUACGAGGGCAAUGGUAAUGUGGAAAAUGACGGGGUCUUCGCCAAGGAUACUUGGCGUGUUUCAUUCUCUCACAUUGAGAAGGCCAUCCUGAAGAAUCACGGAUCAGAAAAGACAUGCUGUGAGAAAGCCGGAGCACAAUGCUGCAGGAGGGAGUGUUUGAAGCUCCUAAAGCACCUCCUCAAUCUGCUGAAGGAAACGGACUCCUCAUUUGACAAGUUCUGCUCUUACCACGCCAAGACCACACUCUUACAUGCUUGCAGCUCUAGAACUAAAGACAGUGACUGGAGACGCCCAGACCUGAGCUGCUGCUUUCAGUUGUUCCUGGAUGACUUUAUAGCCCAUCUUGAAGCUGGUGUACUCAACAACUUCUUUAUCCCAACUCAGAACCUGCUCUCCGGUCUCAACCAGAUGAAGUGCACAAGUCUGGCUCGUCGUAUCAGGGAGGAAAGGGAAAAUGGAUUUCCUAUUUUUAAGUGACAACUUCACACUGUGUUGUGUGCCUACGUGGACAACUUGGUGGCUGGUAAGCAUUGGUUUACAAGAACCGUUGGGGACGCUACUUUGGUUUAGCACUGUGUUAACUCCAGUUUUUUUUGUAGCUGGAAUUUUGUAAAGGCAGAACAUCUUCAACUAUGUUUUGUCAAGAUGCAGAUCAUCAGCAGCAGAACAUUUUGAUGUGUACUUUGGGUCAAGGGUUAAAUUCUAAUUUUCUGCUGACCAUACUCCUCACUGGUCGGUUACAUGCUUUCCUGGGGCUCCGCAAUCACUUUGAGGAGCGUACUGUUUUGUAAAUUGUGUCCUAUUGAUUUUCAUUAAAUGUCAUGUAACUAUAUACUUUAGCUCCAGAAUGUAGUAGUUUCACAACGUUAAAUUUGUCCUCUGAAUCCAAGUUUGCUGGGUGCAAGAUUGGAUCUAGUGUAGGUCACUGUUCUAAAGUCUUUACACUGGCUUCCUGUCUCAAAGAAUUGAUUUCAAAGUACUUUUGCUAGUUUAUAAAUCACUUAACGGUUUAGGUCCAAAAUAUAUUUCUGAUCUGUUACUACACUAUGAACCACCCAGACCUCUCAGGUCAUCUGGGACAGGUCUACUUUCUGUCCCCAGAGUCAGAACUAAACAGGGUGAAG
Molecule: messenger RNA, 2421 nt
Organism: Etheostoma spectabile (orangethroat darter)
Lineage: Eukaryota; Metazoa; Chordata; Actinopteri; Perciformes; Percidae
Gene: cgasa
Product: cyclic GMP-AMP synthase a
Exons: 5
Coding region: 38-1774 (578 amino acids)
Biological process (GO): activation of innate immune response; positive regulation of defense response to virus by host; negative regulation of double-strand break repair via homologous recombination
Cellular component (GO): cytosol; site of double-strand break; nucleus
Molecular function (GO): 2',3'-cyclic GMP-AMP synthase activity; double-stranded DNA binding; chromatin binding
Source: RefSeq, a predicted model, not a curated record